CGCCGCACGCGGUUCCGCAGGUGGCAGCGAUGGCCCAGUCCUGAACGCCCCGCCAUGGCCGGCGCCCCCGGCCCGCUGCGCCUUGCGCUCCUACUGCUCGGGGCGGUGGGCAGGGCCGGCCCCCGCCCCCAGGGUGCUCCUGUGUCCCUCUUGGAGACAAUGCAGAAAUGGGAAGAAUAUCAACGCCAGUGCCAGCGCAACCUGAGUGAGGCUCCACCUCCUGCCACAGGCCUGUUCUGCAACCGGAGCUUCGAUGGCUACGCCUGCUGGCCAGAUGGGCCUCCAGGUUCCUUCGUGAAUGUCAGCUGUCCCUGGUACCUGCCCUGGGCCAGCAGUGUGCUACAGGGCCAUGUGUACCGGUUCUGCACAGCUGAGGGCCUCUGGCUGCACAAGGACAACUCCAGCCUGCCCUGGAGGGACUUGUCGGAGUGCCUGGAGUCCAAGCGAGGGGAGAGAAGCUCGCCGGAGGAGCAGCUCCUGUCCCUCUACAUCAUCUACACGGUGGGCUAUGCACUCUCCUUCUCUGCUCUGGUCAUCGCCUCUGCGAUCCUCCUUGGCUUCAGACACCUGCACUGCACCCGGAACUACAUUCACCUGAACCUGUUUGCAUCCUUCAUCCUGCGAGCACUGUCCGUCUUCAUCAAGGACGCAACCCUCAAGUGGAUGUACAGCACGGCUGCCCGGCAGCACCAGUGGGAUGAGCUCCUCUCCUACCAGGACUCUCUGGGCUGCCGCCUGGUGUUUCUGCUCAUGCAGUACUGUGUGGCAGCCAAUUACUACUGGCUCUUGGUGGAGGGCGUGUACCUGUACACACUGCUGGCCUUCUCAGUCUUCUCCGAGCAACGAAUCUUCAGGCUCUAUGUGAGCAUAGGCUGGGGUGUCCCCCUGCUGUUUGUUGUCCCCUGGGGCAUUGUCAAGUACCUGUAUGAGGACGAGGGCUGCUGGACCAGGAACUCCAACAUGAACUACUGGCUCAUUAUCCGGCUGCCCAUUCUCUUUGCCAUUGGGGUGAACUUCCUCAUCUUUGUUCGGGUCAUCUGCAUCGUGGUAUCCAAACUGAAGGCCAAUCUCAUGUGCAAGACAGACAUCAAAUGCAGACUUGCCAAGUCCACGCUGACACUCAUCCCCCUGCUGGGGACUCAUGAGGUCAUCUUUGCCUUUGUGAUGGACGAGCAUGCCCGGGGGACCCUGCGCUUCAUCAAGCUGUUCACCGAGCUCUCCUUCACCUCCUUCCAGGGGCUGAUGGUGGCCAUCUUAUACUGCUUUGUCAACAAUGAGGUCCAGCUGGAGUUUCGGAAGACCUGGGAGCGCUGGCGGCUGGAGCACUUGCACAUCCAGAGGGACAGCAGCAUGAAGCCCCUCAAGUAUCCCACCAGCAGCCUAAGCAGUGGGGCCACAGUGGGCAGCAGCGUGUACGCAGCCACCUGUCAGAUCUCCUGCAGCUGAGACUCCAGCGCCUGCCCUCCCUGGGGUCCUUGCUGCUGGCCGGUUGGCCAUUCCAGGUGGGAGAGACACUCCCAGGGACAGGGGAAGGAAGGAACACACACACACACACACACACACACACACACACACACACACACACUUCCUGCUUUCCCUCCCCAAACCCAUCAGACAGGUAAAUGGGCAGUGCCUCCUGGGACCGUGGACACAUUUUCUCCAAGAAGCGUCAGCCUCGUAAUUUGAUCACAGUGGCAAGCGGAGAGGAAAAACGAGCACUGUGAAAAUGAGGAGGAUUUCUUCCCGUGAAGCCACAGGCCCUUGGGGUUCCCCCAGACAGAGCCGCAAAUCAACCCCAGACUCAAACUCAAGGUCAAUGGCUUAUUAAUGAAACUGGGGCUUGCGAGAGGAGGUGGUUCUGAAAGUGGCUCUUCCAACCUCAGCCCAACACAGCUGGAGUGACCGGAGCCUCCUCUGCUUGCAUCACUUGGAGGCACCCCCCUCCCUGUCUUCUCCCAAAGGGAAGCUGCUUGUGUGUCUGGGCUGCUUAUUUCCCUCAGCUUGCGCCCUCAUCUCACUGCCCAGUUUCUUUCUGAGGGGCUUUAUUUGGAGCACUGCCAGCAGCCUUUUCUGGAAAUGGCCGUAGGUGGUGGUGAGAAUGAGCAUUGAGAAGAUGCCCGCUUCUCCUCCAGGUAUUUGAGUUGCUUCGGUGGCUGCCCCUGCCAUGCCCAGAGAAUCACCGCAGGCCUGCCACCAGGGAGCCCAGCCCCAGGGUAUGAGCUCCCAAGUCUGUUUUAAAGAUGCUCAAGAAUCCUCUGGGGUUCAUCUAGGGGCAUGUUAGGAAUGUCCAGACUGUGGGUGUAGAUUAUCUGCCACUUCCAGGAGCCCAGAGGGCCAGGAGAGACAUUGCCUCCAGCUCUCCUUGGAAAUACUUUUUAUCUGUGACCACACGCUGUCUCUUGGCGUGAGAAUUUGGAUAUCCUCUCUAACUUGAGGGGAUGUGAUCAUGAAGACACUCUCCUAGGGAAGCCAAUAGUCCCCAUCAUCACCAUGGAGGCAGGCUCCCCCUGCCUUUGGAAUUCCCCUGCAUGGGAGCUUGUAUAUACUUCAUUCACUUUUCUUAAUUGCUGUAAAUAGACUGUGUGCACAAACAGGCAAUUCUGAUUUCUCCCAUCUAAUGGAAAUGAGUGAAAUCAUGCUUGUUGUGAUGUUGUUUGGGGGAGUGCAGCAGUCAUUGAUUUGACCCACUCACACUGGAGCUAAUUAAGGUUUGCUCUGCUGCCAGACUCCCCCACAAAUAAUGAGCAGCAGAAAGGCUGGAUGGUAGGGAAGUUGAACCUCGGGCUAAAGAAAGGAAUUGUGUGAAUGGCUGCCUGACUGAGACCACAGAGGCCAGGGCGCAUUCCUGCUUCCCCAGAACAAGGGCAGGCUUCCCAAUGGCAUCCCUUGCGUGCUGUCUCUUUGUGAAGGUGAGCACCAGU
Messenger RNA from Saimiri boliviensis boliviensis (Bolivian squirrel monkey), 2921 nucleotides. RefSeq names its product glucagon like peptide 1 receptor (gene GLP1R). The record is from RefSeq and is a predicted model, not a curated record. Gene Ontology annotation, molecular function: peptide hormone binding; glucagon-like peptide 1 receptor activity; glucagon receptor activity. Gene Ontology annotation, biological process: cell surface receptor signaling pathway; positive regulation of blood pressure; adenylate cyclase-activating G protein-coupled receptor signaling pathway. Gene Ontology annotation, cellular component: plasma membrane. Lineage: Eukaryota; Metazoa; Chordata; Mammalia; Primates; Cebidae.